CGGACGCAGAGUUUGUGUCGGAUCCUCAAUGGUCGGAGCGAAGGAAGCUAGGACGGGAUCAAGGAAAGCUUCGCAUCGUAGACACCAGGCACCCUGAAGAGGUGUAGGAAGCCAGCUAGCGCCUUGCUCCCACAGUGCCAAGAACACAGUAAUAAAGCCUGACUGAGUCCUUCCCACAGCGAGGGCCAGCAUGUCUGAGACGUACGACUUCCUGUUUAAAUUCCUGGUGAUUGGCAGCGCUGGGACGGGGAAAUCUUGCCUCCUCCACCAGUUCAUUGAGAACAAGUUCAAGCAGGACUCCAAUCACACCAUAGGAGUAGAGUUUGGCUCCAGAGUGGUCAAUGUUGGUGGGAAGACGGUCAAACUGCAGAUCUGGGACACCGCUGGGCAGGAGCGAUUUCGGUCUGUGACACGCAGCUACUACCGAGGAGCAGCUGGGGCGCUGCUGGUCUAUGAUAUCACCAGCCGGGAGACGUAUAAUGCCCUGACCAACUGGCUGACAGAUGCACGGACGCUGGCCAGCCCCAACAUUGUUAUUAUCCUAUGUGGCAAUAAGAAGGACCUGGACGCAGACAGGGAGGUGACCUUCUUGGAGGCCUCCCGCUUUGCUCAGGAGAACGAGCUGAUGUUCCUGGAGACCAGCGCUCUGACAGGGGAGAACGUAGAGGAGGGUUUCUUGAAGUGCGCCCGCACCAUUCUCAACAAGAUAGAGUCAGGCGAGUUGGACCCGGAGAGGAUGGGUUCAGGUAUCCAGUAUGGAGAUGCGUCCUUGAGGCAGCUGCGACAGCCAAGAGGCACCACCACACAGAAUAAGCAGCAGUGUAACUGCUAGGGGCCGGAGCCCCACCCUCACCUCCACCCACAGGCCCACACACACAGGACAUCCCCUACAGCUCCAGGUGUUUCUGGGUGUGUGGGACCUUUACCUCUUCAGUCUCACACACCUCGGAUCACCUGCAUCAGUGGUCGUGGAGAUCACUGCAGCCCUUGACCCCUGAUCUGUGGUAAGAGCCUCCACUUCUCGCCUGGGGAGGUCAUCUCUGCCCCUGCGUUCUGGGCAGGGAAACCCCUCAGUCUGAACAUGCUGGGAUCGUGAAGAAGAGGAAUCCUCCUGGGAAAAUUGUUUCUCAGUGACUUACCAGACAAGGUCAAGGAAGUGUCAAGGGUUGUGUGUAUGGGCUGCCCUACUGUGUUUUUUUUUUUUUUUUUUUCCUUUUGUUCUUUCUGGUUUUAAAUAACACCUGCUCAUCGACGCUUUCUUACAUACACACAUCAUUGUAUGUAGCUGUAAUAUCAUUAUUAAGUUUUUGCAUAUUUUAUCAUCCAAACGAUCCGGGUAGGAUUUCAUGAUUAGCUUGGCCAGCACUUUUUGAGUUUAAACAUUCAUAGAGGCACACUUUGAUAUUUUACAUUUUAUUAACCAGUCUUUCAACCCUUAUUUGCACUGAACAGCACUCCUUGUAAAUUCAUUCAUUUGUAACGUGAUAUACAGAUCAGUCUAAAUGUGUCCUGGCGCCUCUCAAGAGUUCAUGUGCAAAAGAUUUUGGUUUAGACUUAAUGUAGAUAUAUUUAAAACCGUAUACUGUACAAAUCUUUGUCAUGGUUCCUGCAGUUGUUGUCCAAUAUUUUAUUUUUUCCAGACCUGAUGCAAAUUGGAGCAGCUAAUGCUGGGUUAAUCUUCUGAAUCAUACAGACCCAAAUGUAGAGCCCAGGCCUUUUACUCAGUCUGAGGUGUCUGUUACAUUCAGUCUGUUAACUGUUUUGUUUAUUGAAUUGCGUUGAAAUGCACUAUUAUGAUGUAGAAUAUUGGCCUUGGUAAUAUACUUGAUAUUGUGGAUGUAUAUUAUUCCCAGUCGCCAUGUCCAAAUUGUCAGUGGUGCCUCCAAAGGGAAUGGUCCAAUCACUCCACUCCCACAUAAAGUAAGUGUGUGGGUCAUGUUGAAAGCACAAACACAAGAGAAAUUUUGCUCUUUAAUUUACUCCAAAGGUCACAAGUCAAACGUUUUGCAUUAUCUGAUUGCCCACGCUCACCCCAGCCCAUGUUUAGGUCCGUGUGUCUCCGGCAUCACAGUGGAAGGUUAAGAGAGGGCCAUCUGUCCGUGCAAAGCCAACAGUGUCUUUGCCCUCUCCUGCUGGACUGUUUCUCCUCUUUAUCCUGACCUCCUUUUAAUUUAUUGCCGCUCCACAAGCCCAUGCCCAUACAAGGCAGGUCACAGGAAACCACACAUUUGCUUGAGUGCCAAGCAUGGGGAAACUUUUAUGCCACCCACCCACCCACUCACUCAAGUCACAGGGGCUCAUCACUGUUUCAGGGAGGCUGCACGUACGCUUUGAUAAAGUGAGCUUGUGUUUUCAUCCUCCCGAUUAGCUGUCGCUUAUUCAUCCAGCACAAGAAGCAGCAGUCCUCCUCUGCUGUUUAGUGUCACUGAGUUUGCAGCUGACCUAGAUGUUUUCUCCUCAGAGCAGACCCAGCGUUGCCCCAGAGAGAAAGGGGGGAUUUCCAGCGCAACAUGGUUUCCUCUUUCCAUGUAUCACCGGCUGGGGGUUUGUGGUGGCGCUGGAAGAGAGCGGGGUUGCGAGCGAAAAACUUAACCAACAUCCCAUGUCCCCUGCCCUGCUGUUGAGUCACAUCAGGCUCCGCUUCUGUCGAAACCACCGAAAACAGGUCGCACCAACCCAGCAAAACAAACAGCCCGCACACCCGUCUCAUGUCCUUUUUUUCUCUCCAGUGUUAGCGUGCGUUCACGUAGACCAGCUGUAUGCUUUAAGGCUCGAGCGAGGCAGCACACUUGGGGAGAAAGAUGUUGAAUUUCCCAAGCAGGAGAUCGUACAUGACAUCACGAAACAGACCGGUCAAAACAUGUUGUUUUUGGAAAACAUUGGCUUUGUGUGAUAGUUUGUCUUCUUCUGCAAGUGCACUUUUACUUUUGAAUUUUCUUUAUUUUGUUUUGUUUUUUUGUUUUGUUAAUAUGCUGUAACUACAGAACUGUACAUUUUAUUUUACUUGAAAUGUAAACUGUAAUAAAGAUUUUAAUUGUAGAUGUUAUCAUUUCUUACUAAAGAACAACUGAGUUCUUUCUUUUUCCUUGGAUGUUUCUGCUGUCACAAGGCAGGCCUGGUGUGCUGGUGAUAAACCCUUCUGCUGUCUGAGGCUUGAUUUGUUUAUUGCUCGCUGCUCUUGUAGAGGUGAUGAUGAAGGGAUUUUGACUUCCUGAGCUGCAGGAGCCUGUCAACAACAACUCAUAUUCACAAGUUGUUGCACACACUGUACAGCCGCUUCAUCUAAAUCGUUGAAUAUUGAAAGAGACAGUCUGCAUUUUAAAUGUACGUGUUUAAUAUGUCGUGUGGCUCAUACGCACUCACCAAAUUAGCCAUAUAAUCAGCUUUUUUCUUUUUUUCUUUUUUAACUUCAUCCAGCCUACUGUUACAUUCAGUUUGGAUUCAAUCCAAUGAUGAAUGCAAUCCAACUCAGUUGUUGCUUAGUAACUAAUAUUAGUUUAUCAACCCAAAAACUACUGUACAUCUCGAGUAAUCUAUGCUGUAAAUAAGAUUGAAUUUGUCUAUUGUCUAUUAAGGGUGAGUAUUGCUCAUUGAUUGUAAUGAUUAUGGAAUUCCCAGUAAACUGCUUGUUUUUUAAGUUAA
Myripristis murdjan (pinecone soldierfish) is the source of this 3642-nucleotide messenger RNA. RefSeq names its product RAB4B, member RAS oncogene family (gene rab4b). The transcript is spliced from 8 exons. Gene Ontology annotation, molecular function: GTPase activity; GTP binding. Gene Ontology annotation, biological process: Rab protein signal transduction. NCBI's taxonomy places the organism in Eukaryota, Metazoa, Chordata, Actinopteri, Holocentriformes, Holocentridae. The record is from RefSeq and is a predicted model, not a curated record. The coding region runs from base 191 to 832 and encodes 213 amino acids.